Epithele typhae is the source of this 1197-nucleotide messenger RNA. RefSeq lists its product as uncharacterized. NCBI's taxonomy places the organism in Eukaryota, Fungi, Basidiomycota, Agaricomycetes, Polyporales, Epitheliaceae. The coding region runs from base 1 to 1197 and encodes 398 amino acids. The transcript is spliced from 4 exons. The record is from RefSeq and is a predicted model, not a curated record.
AUGAGUCCCUCUGGACCGCAGAUUUUACCUUCCCCGCCGCCAUCUCCGCCGCCGCUCGCGACGCCUGCCAUCGUGGUGAACGGCGCUCGAAACCGCGACGAAGACGCCGGGAAGGCUUGGCAUGACGAUGAAGAAGAUGCGGCGCGGGAGAGAGCGAGGGCACGGAGGGCAAGCAGGAGGAUGAGCGUGAAGGCGAAGGGCAAAGGCAAGCAGAGGGCCGACGCAGUCGAAGAUGACGAUGAAGACGAAGACGAGGAGAGCGAGGACGAGGACGUCGGUGUCGUGGAGGGCUACCCUCCAACGAAGGACGAGGAGGCGGAGUCGCGGCGUGUGCAGGAGAACCUUCGCCGAUGGGAGGUCGCAGAACGCCAAAGAAGGAAGGCCGCACGCGAGUCCGUGCAGGGCAGUUCAGGAGGAGCUGGUGUCACUCGCUCACCCUCCAUGCUCGCCGACCUAUUCCACCGUGAUUCACGCAAGGCGGCCAUCAAGGGCGCGGGAACUCAUCAGGUCCUCGCAGACCUUGAUGAACCUGAUGGUGUACCCCUCGACAACCUCGCCGCGCCUCCCGUACACUCCCCACUGGCAUCGCCGUCUCCUCUUCCUGCUGCAGGUCACAGCGUUUCACAAUCGUCCGGGCAUGGGCCAUCGCCUUACGGAAUCCAUGGACCUGUAGUCGAAGAGCCGGAGGAGGAUGACAACCCGUUCGACACCCCCACCGCAUCGCGCACGUCGCUCAACUUGCCCCGCGCGUCCGCCAUCAUGACUGAAACCGAGCAAAUCUCCACUGGGUCCGACGACGAGGUCACUACUCCGACUGCAACCACUCCACCGCAGCUCCCCACCCCUCCUGACGCGAGCCGAGAUGGCACAGUGAACGCGAAGCGACCGACGCUGCCUCCAUCUGGCGAGUCGAAUUUCGUUGGGCACUCGAAGAAGCGCGAGUCUAUGAGGAAGUCAAUGCCUCCGCCUCCUCUGCCUCUGGGGCUUCCUCAACCUAGAGAACUGCCGAAGUCGGGCACUACUACCACGACUGAGCCGGAACCUAUCCUGAAGAAAGAGCGCAACGAGCUGCCCCGCCUGUUCGGUGGUGGCAUGAAUGGUUGUGUGGGUGCGGAGAGGGUCCAGAUCGCGGCGGAGGCAACCAGGCCGGUGCCACAAAUCCUUUCGAGUAAACAACCCAAACAGCGCAUGCUCUGA